AUGCUGGGCGCACUUGUCAACAAGCCGAACCGCGUCCCCGAGAUGCAGAGGCUGGUGCAGGCCUCCCAUGAGCCCAUCUAUUACCGCAUGCCCCGAGGCAAGCUCUACGUCAGGACGUUCUACGUCGGGUUUGCGUGCGGGCUAAUGGGCACUGUCUUCGGCGCAUACUCGCUCAUCAAGGGCAAGUCUGCUACGGAGUAA
Messenger RNA from Postia placenta MAD-698-R-SB12, 201 nucleotides. RefSeq lists its product as hypothetical. The record is from RefSeq and is a predicted model, not a curated record. NCBI's taxonomy places the organism in Eukaryota, Fungi, Basidiomycota, Agaricomycetes, Polyporales, Adustoporiaceae. The coding region runs from base 1 to 201 and encodes 66 amino acids. The transcript has 5 exons.